AUGCCGCCGCCGUCCUCGCCGCCCAAGGAGGAAGUCAUGACAUUGAUCAGCGGCACACGCGCGCGCACACAUGCACACAUGCACACGCAGGCGGCGGCGCCCCCGCCUGGGCGAGCGGCAGGGCGAGCCGUCGGGGCACGUGACGCCGGGGCCCGGCCCAUCAACAACAACGAGCACGUGCGGGAAGCCCGAGGGCUUGCAGACAAGGUUGCAAAUACUCCCAACAUCUCCAACCAAGGGUUUUGGCUGGAGCUGCAGGUAUCAAUGAGCAGCGGCCUUUUGUGGUGCACCAUUGAACUGCAGGUGGCCACUACUCAGUGUAGUCCUGUGAGCUGCAUAACCCUGACUGUUCCACAGAAGUCUGUAAACACAACAGUUGGUGGAAACAUCACUCUUCUCUGCACAUAUCAACUGCAGGAGCCCGGACCGAAGCUGUUAAUCCAGUGGAGUUUUUACAGUGCCAGACAGAAAAACAGCACAUCAGUUUAUUAUUCACAGAGCGGUGUGUCAUACACUUCUCCAGCUUUUAAGGGCCGAAUCCAAAUUGCAAACAGCACAGGAAAUGCAACACUAACAAUCUUCAACAUGCAGUCAUGGGAGACAGGUAUUUAUACCUGUGAAGUUUUGAAUCCUGGAGGUGCAGGUGGCCAGAGUGAAAAAUCAAUAUCCGUCAGCGUACUAGUCGCCCCCUCCAAGCCGAUUUGCAGCUUCGGUCAAAGCCGCCAUCCUGAGAUUGAAUUUGGCCACAUGGUCACUCUCUUCUGCUUUUCUAACAAUGGCCUGCCGAACCCGACGUACCAGUGGCAUAGACUGAUGGGAGACACCGUUAAGCCUGUGACAGAGCUCUACGAUCCUCAAACUGGCUCCUUGGUUAUUGGUAACCUGACAAAGUUUGAAGAAGGCUACUACCAGUGCACGGCUUCUAACUCUCUUGGAAACAGCACCUGUCAAAUCGACCUCACUACAAAACAUUCAGAAAGCGGCAUUAUUAUUGCAGCAUUAAUUGCAGCUAUCCUAGCAGCUGCUCUGAUCUGCAUUAUCGUCUGGAUUGUAGCCUCAAAGGAGACGAAAAAGAAGAGAAAAGAAAAAGCUGCCAAAGAAGAAGUGCAGAUUACGACUCAGAAAGAGCCCCUGACCGCUGAGUAUGCAGCUGUGCCCAGCCAGGAAAGUGUACCUGUUGCAGCUGUGCCAUCAAGCAAAGAAUCCAAUGAGACAAACGAAUAUGUUACCCCCGAGGAGAUCGAACUUGCCGAAGUGCCCGAAAACGAGAUGCAAGAAACGGAGCACCAACCCAUCGCCUAA
Elgaria multicarinata webbii is the source of this 1302-nucleotide messenger RNA. RefSeq names its product V-set and immunoglobulin domain containing 1 (gene VSIG1). The record is from RefSeq and is a predicted model, not a curated record. NCBI's taxonomy places the organism in Eukaryota, Metazoa, Chordata, Lepidosauria, Squamata, Anguidae. Bases 1 to 1302 code for a protein of 433 amino acids. Gene Ontology annotation, cellular component: basolateral plasma membrane; plasma membrane. Gene Ontology annotation, biological process: epithelial cell morphogenesis; maintenance of gastrointestinal epithelium. The transcript is spliced from 8 exons.